AUGCUUUCUUCUUCUAUCGUCGCACUCGCUUUGAGCUUUGGGGUUGCUGCAGCUCCACCUACCACCAACUACGUCAACUGGAAGACAUUCAAAGCAAACGGUGUCAACCUCGGAGGCUGGCUCGUCCAAGAGUCGACUAUCGAUACCGCAUUCUGGAGCCAGUACUCUGGCGGUGCUCCUGAUGAAUGGGGUCUCUGCGUCAAUCUCGGGUCUCAAUGCGGUCCUGUGCUAGAAAAGAGAUAUGCCUCCUGGAUCUCCACAUCGGAUAUCGACAAACUUGCGGCAGCCAACAUGACCCUUUUGCGUAUCCCGACCACAUAUGCCGCCUGGGUCAAAGUACCUGGCAGUCAGUUGUACUCUGGCAACCAGCUUUCUUUCCUCAAGACCAUCUCGAGCUAUGCAAUCAACAAGUACAACAUGCAUGUCAUCAUCGAUAUCCACUCUCUUCCUGGCGGCGUGAACGGUAUGGCUUUUGGAGAAAAGGAAGGCAAUUAUGGCUGGUUUAACAAUGCCACUGCAUUGAAUUACUCCUAUCAAGCUGUGGAUGCCGCUAUCAACUUUAUCCAAAACUCAGGCUUCCCUUCACACUUUACCCUCGAGCCCAUCAAUGAACCCGUCGACAACAAGAACAUUCAAUUCUUUGGCACGCCGCUCGCACUCUCUGAUAAUGGUGCAGCAUGGGUGACUUCAUACAUCAAAGGCGUCCUUUCCCGUGUCUCUGCCGUCAACUCCAAGAUCCCCGUGAUGCUUCAAGAUGGCUUCAAGGGCGAAGCUUACUUCUCGCCUUCCUUCGGCGCGACGGCCAACCUAGUGUUUGAUAUCCACAACUACUAUUUCGCCGGCAGAGGUGCCACUUCAGCUAAUGAAGCCGGAAUCAUCUGUUCGGAUGCUAAGACUUCUGCUGGUGAUGGCAAAUUCCCUACUUUUGUUGGUGAAUGGAGCAUUCAAGCGGAACUCAACAAUACUUUUGCACUCCGGGAGAAGAACCUGCUUACUGGACUGUAUGCGUUUGGAAAGUAUACUUCUGGCUCCGCAUACUGGACUGCUAAAUUCUUGGGUACCGCUAAAGUCGAUGGUGAGGGGACUCAGCAGGACUACUGGAACUACAGCACCUUUGUCGAUCUUGGAUACACGAAGAAUGUUCAGAGAGGCUCUGCGUACUGCCCUUGA
Messenger RNA from Aureobasidium subglaciale EXF-2481, 1170 nucleotides. RefSeq names its product glycoside hydrolase family 5 protein. Gene Ontology annotation, molecular function: glucan exo-1,3-beta-glucosidase activity. The record is from RefSeq and is a predicted model, not a curated record. Gene Ontology annotation, biological process: glucan catabolic process. The transcript is spliced from 3 exons. Bases 1 to 1170 code for a protein of 389 amino acids. Gene Ontology annotation, cellular component: cell surface; extracellular region. NCBI's taxonomy places the organism in Eukaryota, Fungi, Ascomycota, Dothideomycetes, Dothideales, Saccotheciaceae.